This is a messenger RNA of Diospyros lotus (date-plum), 2055 nucleotides long. RefSeq names its product aspartic proteinase 36. Gene Ontology annotation, molecular function: aspartic-type endopeptidase activity. NCBI's taxonomy places the organism in Eukaryota, Viridiplantae, Streptophyta, Magnoliopsida, Ericales, Ebenaceae. The transcript is spliced from 10 exons. The coding region runs from base 193 to 1680 and encodes 495 amino acids. The record is from RefSeq and is a predicted model, not a curated record. Gene Ontology annotation, biological process: proteolysis.
GGAAAGGGUAUUUGGGGAUUGAAAUUGAAUCCAGUCUGCAGUUAGGAAUUUCCUUGGCGGAGUAUAAGAAGGGAAGACCAAAGCGAUGCGUCCACCAUUCCCGCUUCUCUGCUGGUCGUUGGGUCCCCCUGGAAGGCGACCAAGAUCAGGCCAUCGGACCCGACCCAUAACCCGACGACGCCCGCCGGCAAGAUGAUCGGUGCUGCCGCCGUUAUCGUGAAAUCGAGUGCAUCGUUGACCGCUAAAUCGCUGGCGCUGUUACUGGUGGUGCUGAUUUGUGGUGCCUGUUCCACUACUGCUCCAGUGAGUGGCGGCGGAGUAUUCGACGUCAGAUACAAGUUUCCCGGCUCCAAUCGCUCUCUCAGUGCCCUAAGGGAGCAUGAUGCGCUCCGCCACCUCCAGAUGCUCGCCGGGGUCGACCUCCCCCUCGGCGGCACCGGCCGCCCUGACGCUGUCGGGCUCUACUAUGCUAAGAUUGGCAUUGGUACUCCUCCAAAGGACUACUAUGUGCAAGUAGAUACUGGAAGUGACAUGAUGUGGGUUAAUUGCAUUCAGUGUGAAGACUGCCCCAAAAGAGGCUAUAAUGGUCUGGAACUUACUCUGUACAAUCCAAAUGACUCCCUCACUGGACAAUACAUUUCUUGUGGUCAUGAGUUUUGUUUAGAGAUCAACAAUCCUCCGAUAUCAAGUUGUGUUGCUAAUGCGUCUUGUACAUAUGCUGAAGAAUAUGGAGAUGGAAGCUACAGUACUGGGUACAUUGUAGAGGAUGUUGUUCAGUAUGACCGAGUGUCUGGUGAUCUCCAAACGAAGUCAGCAAAUGGAAGUGUCAUAUUUGGGUGUGGUGCUAGACAGUCUGAGGAUCUGGGAUCAUCUGAGGAAGCACUUGAUGGUAUACUUGGUUUUGGAAAAUCAAAUUCAUCUAUGAUUUCGCAACUAGCUUCAUCCGGGAGAGUAAGAAAAAUGUUUGCACAUUGCUUGGAUGGUGUAAAUGGUGGUGGUAUCUUUGUGAUCGGGCAUGUUGUGCAACCAAAAGUUAAUACAACUCCUUUGAUUCCAUACCAGCCUCAUUACAGCGUCCAUAUGACAGCAGUUGAAGUCGAUCGUGAUUUUCUCAAUCUUCCAACAGAUUUAUUUGGGAUUGCAGACAAGAAAGGGACAAUAAUAGACAGCGGUACAACUUUGGCUUAUCUUCCUGAAGUGAUUUAUGAGCCACUUGUGAGAAAGAUCCUCUCGUGGCAGCCUGAUUUGAAACUGCAGACUGUUCAUGAGCAGUAUACCUGCUUUCAAUAUUCUGACAGCAUUGAUGAUGGUUUUCCCAAUGUCACUCUGCAUUUUGGAAGUUCCCUUUUGUUGAAGGUUUAUCCGCAUGAGUAUCUAUUCGCCUUUGAAGGUUUAUGGUGUAUCGGUUGGCAAAAUAGUGGAACGCAAUCCAGAGAUUGGAAGAACCUGACUCUUUUGGGAGAUUUAGUUCUGUCAAGUAAGUUGAUCUUGUAUGAUCUUGAGAAUCAGGCCAUUGGAUGGACUGAAUACAACUGCUCUUCAAGUAUCAAAUUACAAGAUGAAAUGACUGGAUCAGUACAUCUAGUAGGUGCUCAUUACCUGUCAUCUGCUUGGAGUCAGAGCUCCCAAAGGGCUAUAAUCUUCUUGUUGAUAACUGCUCUGCUGCAUGAUUUAGUUUAGUGAAGCACUGCCAGUAAUGGGUAAUACCAGUUGCAAAAUAAUCAAAAGAAGCAUAUCAAACAAUGAAAGAAAGUCAUUAAAAUACAUGAUAAGUGGGUGAUUGACUAUGGUUGCAUGUAUAGUAUUUUCCUGACAACCAAGACAUGCUAGGCUACCAUCAUGGUAUUAAACAUGCAAAUUCAGCCUCCUUUUUGUUUGUUUAUUUAUUUUUUUUCCCUUCUUUCCGGAGGUAAUUUUGGUUUAAGUUUCUAUAAGUAUAGGUGAUUAUUUAGAAACAAGAUUUUUUACCGCCGGAGGCAAUAUAUGUUGUUUACUGAAAUGUACAUGCUAUUUGUAUAUAUGCUAGUGUUCAUCAUAGUUAAUAACAUUUUAAUA